Molecule: messenger RNA, 1585 nt
Organism: Etheostoma cragini (Arkansas darter)
Lineage: Eukaryota; Metazoa; Chordata; Actinopteri; Perciformes; Percidae
Exons: 5
Coding region: 239-1270 (343 amino acids)
Biological process (GO): response to bacterium
Source: RefSeq, a predicted model, not a curated record
UCCCCCCCAAUGUUAAAUUAGACACCAAGGUAAAAAGUCAUUGUUUUCUUUAUAUACCUCACACCAUGUGAAUCUCAUCAAUCAGACUUGACACUAUAGGUGACAGUGAGAUCAUGUGAUCAUGUUUCCAUAAGUAGGACUUAGAGUGUCACUUCAGGCUGGCCAAUCAAACGCAGUCUUGUCUCUUAAGAGUGAAGAAAAGGUCGCGAUUUCUCUCAUUCACCAAAAGAAUUUGAAGAUGAUGACAUCUCCAAAGUUUCUCUUGUAUCUGACAUGUUUUUUCUUGGGCAAAAUGGCUCACAUGUCUGUUCAUCAAGAGAGACGUUUUAUAUCAGCUAAUGUUGGAGACAAUGUAACUUUACGAUGUUUCUCUGAAGAUGAUGCUACAAGGAUUUACUGGUACAAGCAAACUCUGGGACAGAAACCAAGAAUCAUCUUAUCCUUCUAUGUGUUUGGUUCAGGCAUAAUUUUUUAUAAUGAAUUUAAGAACAAUUCACGCUUCUCAUUAGAUACUGAAGAAAAAAAAAACUUGAACAUUUUUUAUUUAAACAUCUCAGACUCGGCUACUUACUACUGUGCAAGUAGCGAAGCAAUUGUCUUGGACUUUAAGAACGGCACCAUUAUCAAUGUAGAAGGUUCAGGUUUGAAGGUCCCAGCUACGGUCCACCAGUCAGCGUCUGAGAGCAUCCAGCCAGGAGGCUCUGUGACUCUCACCUGUACAGUACUCACUGGGACCUGUGAUGGAGAACACAGUGUUUACUGGUUCAAGAAGUCGGAAGAAUCUCAGCCAGGACUCAUUUACACCCAUGGAGGCAGGACUGAUCAGUGUGAGAUGAAACACAACACACAACCACACACCUGUGUCUACAAGCUGCCGAUGAAGAGUCUGAAUCUUUCUCAUGCUGAGACCUACUAUUGUGCCGUUGCCUCAUGUGGACACAUUCUGUUUGGAGACGGGACCAAGCUGGAGUUAGAAGAUAACGCAGACUCUCUUGUCUCUGUGUAUUUCUUGAGUGGUGCUUUAAUAUUCACCACCAUCCUGGUGGUUUUACUGGCUUUCUUACUUUUCAAAAAUAACAAGAGAAACCGCUGCCACUGUACAGAGUCUCAAGCAAGAUUAUCCAGUCCCUCCACAGCAAACGCAGAGGGUUUCAGAGAUGAGGACAGCCUUCAUUAUGCUGCUUUAAGUGACAACCUGCUCAACAGACCAAGAACAAACAGAGGCAACACCAGGAGUGAAUGUGUGUACUCUGGUGUAAAUAAAACUUGAGUCCAUAUUUAUUCACAGACCUGGAGGGCUUUUUUUUAUACAUAAAUAUGUGUUUCCUGACUUAUACCAAGUGAUUUAGUUGCCUAACCUUACCUACAUACUUUUAUCUCUUAUUGUUUAGCAUAGCCAUGACCUCUUACUAAUAUUUAUUAAAAUAUAGUUCCGAAGUGCAUAUCUUGUAGAAAGCAAGACAUUUAAAAACAUUGCCGUUGAAUUUGACAAUGUUAUCUGGAGUCAUGGAAUUUGAAGAAUAAGUAUGUUUAACUCAACCGAACCAAAUCAUGUACUGCAUGUGUUUUUGUAUUUGUAUUUCAU